CAUAUUGUGAGACAAAUGGAAUGUAACUGUUUUAUGGAAUUGUUUACAGGAAUUGCUAGGAAGUUAGUAUUUUCUGGAUAUGGAGUUUUUGCGAUGGAUUAUCCAGGAUUUGGUCUUUCAGAAGGUCUUCAUGGAUAUAUUCCAAGCUUUGAUAUCCUGGUUGAUGAUGUCAUUGAGCAGUACUCAAAAACCAAAGAGAACCCUGAGUUUGGCAGUCUCCCAAGAUUCCUGUUCGGACAGUCAAUGGGUGGAGCUGUAGUUUUGAAGGUCCAUCUGAAACAGCCACAUGCGUGGAAUGGAGCCAUUCUCGUUGCACCUAUGUGCAAAAUUGCAGAUGACAUGGUUCCAUAUAUAUAUAUAUCAUUAUUUGUCGAUGUAUAA
This is a messenger RNA of Camellia sinensis, 381 nucleotides long. NCBI's taxonomy places the organism in Eukaryota, Viridiplantae, Streptophyta, Magnoliopsida, Ericales, Theaceae. The record is from RefSeq and is a predicted model, not a curated record.